Molecule: messenger RNA, 1545 nt
Organism: Coffea arabica (coffee)
Lineage: Eukaryota; Viridiplantae; Streptophyta; Magnoliopsida; Gentianales; Rubiaceae
Product: putative late blight resistance protein homolog R1B-16
Biological process (GO): defense response to other organism
Molecular function (GO): ADP binding
Source: RefSeq, a predicted model, not a curated record
AUGGAGAUUGCAUACAAGGCAGAGUUAGUAAUUGACUCGAUAGUUGUCAGUGAUAAAGGUCAUUACUUUUUGGAUGCUGUUGCUGAAGACAUCAAUCUUAUGAAGAUCGAGGCCCAAGAGAUCUGUGACAGCAUAAGUUAUAAUGGUGAAAUCAAGAGAGUUACCCGGGCUUCCGUUCACAUGCCAUCUCAAUUAACUGCCGCCAUGAAGAUCUUGUGGGUCUUGGAGACGAGGUGGAAACUAUCACUGGCAGACGUACAAGAGGAACAAAGCAGUUGGAUGUUGUUCCUAUCGUGGACUAAGAUAUUUGGCAAAGAAGGAUGUCCUCCUAUACUAAGUGAAGUUGGAUUCCGAAUAGCAACAAACUGUAAGGGACUACCUCUCAUUGUUAUCCUGGUUUCUGGAAUUCUUGCUACUACUGAUCAAGAUUGCUGGGAAGAAACUGCAGAAACUCUAAAUGCCAGCAUUAUUCUUGACACUGGAAACUGCAUGAAGACUCUUGAGCAGAGUUAUAGUCAUUUACCAGAUUAUUUGAAGCCAUGUCUUCUUUACUUUAGUGUAUUUCCAGAUGAACGAGAUAUUUCUGUACAAAGGUUGUUACAGCUUUAUAUUUCUGAAGGAUUUGUUCAAAAGACUGAAAGAAAGAGCUUAGAGGAAGUGGCCAAUGACUGCUUGAUGGAUUUGAUUGCUAGAAGUUUAGUUAUGGUUACUCGAGAAAGAACUCUGGGAGGACCUUGCAACUACAAUCCCCACCGAAUGUGUAUUUACAAUACAAUGGUAGAGGUGGUUAAGCAGUCAAGGCAAAUUUUUCCCAAUUUACGCUGUUUGCUCUUCUUUCCUAGCUAUGAGCAGAAUGCUACAGAUCUGGAUUUGGGGUUUUUGAUGUCUAAACUUCUUAGAGUGUUGGAUUUGGGAAACUUUGACUUUUGUGAAUCAUUUCCAUUGGAAGUACUAUGCCUUGUUCACUUGAGAUACUGGGGGAUUAAUCUGAAAAUAGACUUUGUUCCAUCUGCAAUAGCCAAUCUCUCAAGGUUACAUACUUUGGUGGUUUAUGGAAGCAUUACUCAUGUCGAGUUGCCAAAGACUAUCUGGAAUAUUAAGACGUUGAGGCAUCUUUGGCUUGCAAAAGAUACUGAAAAAGUUACCCAACAUCCGCAGGCUAAAGUGUGUUGGAGUCUCAGGGCUCUAAACAGCAUCUUCUGGAAUUUGCUAUGGGACUCUGAUGUUGGAUCAUUCGAGUCUACUAGAAUCCCUAAAGGUGAAUGGGAAAUGAAAGAAGGGGAAUUCUGUAAUCUUCGAUACAUGGAGCUAUCAGAUUUAGGCUUUUGCAGGUGGACUGCCUCUGCUGAUAAUUUUCCCCGUCUUGAGAAAUUGGUUUUGCAUUAUUGCGAGGUGCUGGAAGAGGUCCCUUCUUGUUUAGGGGAAUGUUCGACUCUUGAAAUGAUUGAGGUGAAAGGGUGUAGUGAGUCUGCUGUAUGUUCUGUAAAGCAAAUUGGACAAGAACAGAUGGAAAUGGGAAAUGAGGGUCUGAAGAUCAUUAUGUGA